Limanda limanda (common dab) is the source of this 4264-nucleotide messenger RNA. RefSeq lists its product as uncharacterized. The transcript has 13 exons. Gene Ontology annotation, biological process: sodium ion transmembrane transport. Gene Ontology annotation, cellular component: membrane. The coding region runs from base 469 to 2265 and encodes 598 amino acids. Lineage: Eukaryota; Metazoa; Chordata; Actinopteri; Pleuronectiformes; Pleuronectidae. The record is from RefSeq and is a predicted model, not a curated record.
AAGAUGCAACGUCAUGUCCAAAAUCAAUGUGUGUUGCCUGUAAUGCAAACAAACUUCCCCAUGUGACGCCUCAUGGUACACAGUGAAUCCCCGGUCGGCUUUUAUUUUGGUGAAAGGCGUAUCCUUAACACCCCUGUGCAUGUUUCAGUGGUCCAACCAGAAGGGAUGGAAAAAGGACAACUGCACUUAUGUCAUAGUACAAGUCAGUGGCUGAACUGGAAACAGAUCGUGUUGGGGUUUGAAUAGCCAUUGUGUUGUAAGGGUUUGGUGUGCUGCGGUCUCAGUAGCGCGUACAAUGUGCUUUUAUUGAUUAUCAUAGUUGAGAGAGCCAUAAAAAGGCCAUAAAAACCCGGCGUUUAUUUAAUGCUCCGGCGUGGUCGUUGCUCCGUAUGUCGCGUAUUUGUCAUUUUCUCUGAAGCAGCCUCGUCUGGAAAUAGCAACUAGACCCUCCACUCUGCUCGGAUCCUCAUGGAGGUCUACAAGUCACAGACAGCAGCUGAUGAGGGAGACCGUGCGGCUCUGAAAUCUCUGGAUCUCAAAGUGAUCUCCGAGAAGACCGUGGAUGGGGAGCCGCAGAGACCCACGUGGGACAGCCGCCUGGAGUUCAUCCUGGCAUCGGUGGGCUACGCGGUGGGACUGGGCAACGUGUGGAGGUUUCCGUACCUUUGCUACAGCAACGGCGGAGGGGCCUUCUUGAUCCCGUACUUCACCAUGGUGCUCCUGUGUGGCUUCCCUCUGCUCUUCUUGGAGUUUUCUAUUGGGCAGUACACUCGUUUAGGACCAGUGCCUGCUCUCGCCAAGAUGUGCCCCUUGUUCAAAGGUGUUGGUCUGGCCACAGUUGUUCUCUCCUUUGUAUACUCCACGUACUACAAUGUGCUCAUGAGCUGGGCUCUUUACUAUCUCUUCAACUCGUUCGGAGCCACGCUUCCCUGGAUGUCCUGCAACAACACUUGGAAUGUUGUCGGGAACUGUUCCAGUGGUUUCCAAGGCAAUGUCACUCACCUGCAGUCUGCCAGUCAACAGUUCUUUGAUCAUAACCUUCUGCAGAAAACCGAUGGCAUUGAAGAAGCAGGUGGACUUCGCUGGGAACUCUUUGGCUAUCUGGUUUUGGCCUGGGUCAUUGUGUACUUGUGCAUAUUUAAAGGAAUCAAAUCCACUGGCAAGGUUGUGUAUUUCACUGCUAUAUUUCCAUACUUCAUUCUGUUCGCCCUGCUCAUCAAUAACCUGCAGCUUCCUGGAGCCAAAAAUGGUAUCCUCUACUUUGCCACACCUGUCUGGAGCAAACUCUUUGAAGUGAAGGUUUGGGUUAAUGCAGCUGCUCAGGUGUUUAACUCACUUGGAAUAGCAUUUGGGUCCAUGAUUUCGAUGGCUAGUUACAACAAGUUCAACAACAACAUUCUCAGGGAUGCUCUUAUCGUGGCCGCUACCAACUCAUUCACUAGUAUCCUGGCUGGCCUUGUGAUCUUCUCAGCCAUUGGCUACAUGUCUCAUGUACACAACCUCCCAGUGGACAACAUAGCCACAGGUGGACCUGGUCUGGUGUUUGUCGUGUACCCUGAGGUCCUCUCAACUAUGCCCCUCUCCCAGCUGUGGGCCCCUCUGUUCUUCUUCAUGCUGCUGUGUCUGGGCCUCGACAGCCAGUUUGCCACAGUUGAGGUGGGUGUGGCGUUUGUAAAAGAACAGUUUGGACCUAAACUUCUGCCAUAUCUGAAAAGAGAAGAGCUGAUAACCCUGGCUGUGUGUUUCCCCUGCUUCAUUUUGGGAAUUCCUCACAUUACUAAGGGGGGGAUCUAUGUGUUCCAGCUGAUGGACCACUACACCGCUAUGGUUUCCCUCAUGUUCUUGGCUUUCUUUGAAGUUGUAGCUGUCUGCUGGAUCUUUGGUGUCCGACGUGUCUCCUUAAUGAUCAAAAGGAUGCUUGGGAAAACUCCAAACAUCUGCUUCCGCGUCUGUUGGCUGGUGUUCAGUCCUGUGUUGGUGAUGUGCAUUCUGAUCUCCAGCAUUGUGCAGUACACUCCAGUUCAGUAUGGGAAGUACAAUUACCCGCUGUGGGCUGAAUAUGUGGGCUGGUGUAUUUCACUGGUCUCUAUAGUGUGGAUCCCAGUCUUUGCCAUUCAAGAGAUCUGCAGCAACAAAGGCUCAUUUCGUCAGAGACUGAAAACAGCCGUGACUCCGACAAUAGACCUGGAUGCUGAGGAUCCUUUACCAGAAAAACAGGCUCUAGACCAGCAGGAGUCUGAAACCUUGUUCACUUUAGGGAUAUGACCAGAGAGGAGGCCAACGCCACAUAUCAAAACCACUGCCUGGGGUACAGCUCAUCUUCUACUGAAGACUGCUGUUUAGUGAUGUGUUUGAACUGUAUUUGAGAUACAGUCUUUACGUUCUGGUCAUAAAAUGAUUAUUUUAUUCUAUUUGUUCUACCAAAGGAUGGGUUUUUAAUGUACCUUAGGCCAACUGUAGUCCUUUAAUACCUAAACCGCUUAUUCUUUGCAGUUGACUUUUGCAUCUUGUACUUAAUUUAAUUUGGCUUAGGAAGAAGUUGACACUUCCUAGACAGUGCAGGUGUUCAUUCCAACUAAAGAUUAAAAUGUAAAGGAUUAUGUCCUUCACUUUGGUGAUUUGAUAGGUAUGUGCAUGCAGUGAGUUUGUCUGAUUAAUGUAAGAGAGACUUGUUGUGUAAUGUACAAGUGCAAUUUUAUCCCUGAGCAGGAAAAGCAGUUUCAGUACCCUUAGGUUAAAUCGCUAGCGUCUGACCUACAAACUGUGACACAACUUGUUUCUAAGCCCGAAAAGAAGAUAGCUGCAACCAUUAAUGCUUCAGCCUUUGGGUUUUGGCCUGCUAUUUAAAAAAAAAAACAACCUCCAGUGCACAACAGCAUGCAUCGUUAAAAAAAACACAUGAAGAAGUGGUGCUAAAAUGAAAAUGUGUUUUUUUUUCUACUCUCCUCAGGUCAAGGAAUGAUUUUAUAUUAUUUUUCAGUUUAGUUUUAUUUUUUAUUUUUUUUUAUACUUAAUCACGGAGCAGGUUACAGAUACAUGAUUAGCUGUGCCUUUGAUGUUCUGCAAUGAAGUUGAAUUGAGCUGAUGAGGAUGGAAAAUCUUCAUCAGGGCAACGCCCACUGUGUCUGGAACGCUCGUACUCUCUAUUCCAUGUGAGACAGUUUAUCACUGUUUAACUCACACUUCGUGACCCUUCCAGCAAUAAAUGUUGAAGAGUACAGUUUGGUUGAAAUGUAACAGAUUUGAACUCAAACUUGAACUUUGAGAAGCUUUUGUCAUGUUGAUCUUUGGAGUAAGAAGAACUACCUCACCUUGAAAAAGACCAGAGGAGAAACAGCAGAGCCAUUUUCAGAUGGAAACUCUGCCUUUCACUUAUGACCAAAUCAGCAGGAGAUUCUCUGGGUCAGAUAUGUUUACAACAACAACAGGAAAAUCUCAGGAUGGCUCAGGCGAACGGUGGCGUCUGGUUAGAACAUGCAGAAAGCAGGACAUGACUGGCAGGACAUAAAUCUGAACAUCAACGCUGGUUGGGCCCAUAUCACCAAAAGCUCUUGAAUCUCGUUUUCUUUCCAAGUUCUCAUCUUCAACGGAUUCAUGGGAUAUUUGUCCAGAGCAGCUGACUCACAUACAGCCUCUCCGGAGUCUUUUCAGGGGAAUAUCAGUUCAGAGUUCAGAACAUGGCUGAAAGCAGCUUUUGUGUAAGUUGUACAAUCGCAGUUUGAUCAAACAAACCAGUAUGUAGGAGUGCCUUUUAUUCCAAAGCACUGAAAAUAAGCACUUGUCAGAAAAAAUUCAAGGUAUUUAUUCAAGAAAUAUUUAUCCAUUGAAUUGUGAUGCACAAGAAACUAACCUUUGGGUUGAAAAAUAUUGAGUCUGUUGCUAUUUUUAAAGAUUACACAAGAGAGGCAUUGGUUAACUUAAAAAGUCAUGUUACCUGCCUCAACUGUUUGUUGUGAUUUAUUUUCGAUAAUAUGUAUUUAAUUGGAAUACCAAAACCUUUGUGUAAAAUGCUGCAUACUAUAUGUUGUUAAAAUAUUUUUUUUAUAGUCAUCAAGUGUAUUAGUAGUAUUUAAAAGUGUAGGGAUGAUACAGUUACACCUUUUUACUCUCAACACUCAAAUGUAUUUCCGUGGGUUUCAUGUUUGUUUGUUAAACAAAAUACAUCUUCACCACAUUACAUGCUGAUUUUUCAUAUCGAUGACUGUUAAAAUUGUCCUACUGUUAUUGUCUUAUUUUAACUGUUUUGUUAUGUGGGAUGUUGAAU